AUGUUUUUCCGCCGGGUGUUUGCAAAGAACACCGCUAGUUCCUCAAGCAGCGGUGACAGUGUGUCUUCGGCGACAGGUAACCCUGCUCGGGGAAACAUGCACAAUCCGGGAAUGUCCUCUGGUAAUGUGCCUCUGGAGUCACCGGCCCGUUAUCGGCGGGCGCUCAAUGUCGAGAACAAUCAUCGGGUGUUAUCCGUGUUACAACUGACGCCGCUGUGGGAGUACAUCAUUCGCAACAAUGAGCUGCCGGUUGGGCUCAACAUGAACGAACUUUUCCGCGAGUUUCUGGAACGGCUACAUGAUCCCGAAUUUCAAGUGCGCCAGCAUGCACUGCGAGUCUUGAUUGACGUGAUCAUAGUGCUACGAGACGAGACAGAUGUAUAUUUCGCGCCACUUCUGCCACCAAUUAUUGACAAUCUAGGCCAUCCUUCUCCCGCCGUGCGGAAGGGCGCAUUAGACGUGCUGAAAGUGUACAUUGCGCAAACCAAGCUGCCAGAAACGGUGAUGCUGGAAAUCAUGAACUACGGCAUGGACCGAAAUCCCAAGGAUCCGCUCAGCAGUCGCUACAUCGUGGGUGUUAUGCUGGCCUUGCCCUCGCUCAUUCAGCCCGCCAUUCUUACCGCGAAAAGAACGUUCAUACUGCGAGCCGUGAUAAACGCACUUGGCGGAAAGAUGGUACAGAUCACCUACCAAGAGAUUGCGCUAAAAAUCUUGCUCAAAAUCAAGAACACGAUCGGGUCCCGAGAGUUUUACGAAUGCAUUUCCGUUGCUUAUCGGCGUGAUUUCGAUCUGUUGUGUAACGUGUAUGGUCUACCAAACCCGCCCAAAAGUCCUCGGCGCGAUCCGAUAAUUCCUCCAGGAGAGCUACCUCUGGGCAGUGUUGCGGUGCGAAAGUCGUGGAAACCGGCCGGUGCUUCAGGGACACUCGCUUCCCAGCAGCAUCUUUCGCCAAAGGCGCAGCGGUGGAAAUCUGGCAGCUUCAGCGACGUCUCACACACGGCGCCAAUCGGAAAUCCGGUAAGGGUAGCUGGUUUGUCACAUCGAAUCGGCUCGGACGAAAGGCUGCCACAUCACGACUACGUCCUUAGCAAAGGACCAUCCGGGGGACCAUUGUUACGUCGCGUAAGCUUGGAGAAUAUUGACGACUCAAAGGUGAUCAUGGAGACGGAAAUUAAGAUCAACAAGGAAUCGGUCACCAUGCGCAUCCUGGAGGCAGAAAACUCCAACUCCAACUCUAUAAGCGAGGAAAGCGAGGAAGAUAACUCAAAUAAACGUUUCGGAGUGGUGCGAGUACUCACGGAUAGUGAACUGGAGGAUAGUGUCACAGUUAAGUCCAUAGGAGGGAACCACGACACGAUGCAGCAAGAACUACUGCAGUCCUCUGAUGCGGAAUACAUUAGGAGAACGCCACGACGAGUGCGAUUCGGUGGCGAGAUCGUGAAAAUGCGCACCCCGGACAGUGAUACGUUCGAUCAAAGCGAUCAAGAUGCACUAACAUUAUCGCAAAUCUCCAAACACUCGAGCCCGCAUAUGUUCUCAUCGACGGCUUCAGAAGCAACGUCUUCGGUGAUCGUGCCCCCUCCGCGAUCAUCCCUCAAAUCAGCCUCGUUGUCCUCCGAACAGAGCAGCACCGGCUACUCAAAGGGGGCGAUACGACGGCAAUACUCCCAAUCGGCAGAUACUGAACGAUCUUCUCCUCCGAGCACGAUACUGGUGUCUUCUGAUUGCAAUAGCAGCAUUACGAGCAGGCCGCGGCCUUCGUCGGCCAAAUCUACCCUCAACAUGUCCUGUACUGAGAUUAAUUCCGGAUCCGAUCCAGAAGACAACGUGUCUCAGUCGAUGGCAACAAGCAGCAUCGGAGAACAGAAGGAAGUGUUUGUAGCUUCCACAUACAGGCCACAUACGCGUCCGAAAUCUUCUCUUGCUCGGCCAAAAUUAACGAAAACUUUCUCCGCGGAUGUGAUAGACAUAGAGAAACGGCCUGAAACCGCAGGUCAACCAGCGCCGUCACAGGUGCCACCAAGUGAGAAUCGUCCCAAAUCACCAGAAUCGGUAGUCCCAGCGCCUCUUGAUGCCAGUUCCAUGCUCGCCGACAAAAUUGAACAGGUCAAACAAGCCAUUCAGGGCAUUGAGAAUAAGAUUAACAAUGUUGUGCUGAAGAAAUCAGACUCCGCCGAUAAGGCACAAGAGCAGGUGCAUGCAGAAACUCCGAGAUUGGAACCGAAUCUCUCGCUCGAGGUGCUCAUGAAAACAAACAGCACUGAAAAUGCCGAAAAUUUAGAACAGGAUCCCUCCCAGGCUGAGCACAACGAGAAGGACUACACCAAAGAGCUCAACAUUGAAAUACCGACAGAGGAGAAGCUGCAGAAUGCACCUCCACCGUCGCCAAAGCCAUCCAGCAAUAGCGAGGAUACUGCAGGACAGCUCAAAUCUGCACCGAGAAUUAUACGCUCCGGGAUUCCUCGGUUGCAUACGAUGCCUUCUCCGAAAACGUUGCGCAGAACGCAACCAGAUAACGGUGGCGGUUUGAGGUCACCUACAGCAGCAGGGAUCGCUGCUAAGGGCCAACUCAAUCCUCCUGCCACAGAGGACCGGGGACGAACGCGGUUACGAAGUCGUUCAGCGACAUCUAUCUCCUUGCAGCGAAGCAUCUAUAUUAGUCCGUCUUCACUCAGCCCUAAGCCACACAGUGGCAUUGAGAUCAUGCAUAAUCUCUUACGAAGCCCUUCUACGUCGCCGCAUCGCAAUCGGCGCAAAAGCUCGGCCAUCAGUGAAAAAUCUCUCGACUCACUGGUAUCGGGCGAUAAGAACAAUAACAGCCAACCCAUGUCCACCGAAGGGCUCGAUGGGCGCACAGACAAAUGCAUCAAUGUUAACGAGGAUGACAUUUUCGAUGUCUUUGGCAAAACCAUAGCAACACAAACGUCCGUCGAUGGAAUGAGUGAGCCACCGUUCGUGCCCUUCAGUCGGGCGCCUUCACAGGCCACAUUGGCACAACUCAGUGCAUCCGGAAUAGACGAUGGAAAGGUCGCUUCAUAUUCUAUGGACGCAGGACACCAUUCGAUCGAGGUGCGUCCUAUUUCUCCCAGGUCAUUCCAAAAUCAUCAAAUCGUCAGCUCCUGGGAGGAUUUGGGAAUAGUGGACCGUAUGACACAUUUUCAGCUGAAAAGUGCAGACUGGCGACAACGAUCUCAAGGAUUCUGCUGUAUCGAGGAAGCGCUUAAAUCAUCCGACAAUCUGGCGAAAGUUCAACCGUACUUAGAAUCAUUGUUGCGCACGUUGCUAACUUCGGAACGAAAUCCUGACGUUAUAGAAGAUAAGAUACGAAUGCUGGUCAACCUAGUAUCGCGGCUUCCGCUCGAGAACCUGGAAGAUCGAGUAGGACAAAUUAUGACCGGUUUAUGCCGACAAGGCGGUCCAGGGAGCAAUACGGUGGCGAAGGCGUUGAUGCAACGAUUACCCACGGCUGCCAUCGUGCAACGACUACUCUCGGAUGAUUUCCUGCAUGCCAAAAAUUCUAAGUUCCGUGAGAAUGCAUUGCAAACUGUGCUGUUUGCACUAAUGACAUUCCCAAGUACCUAUUUUGAUAUCAAUUCCCUCAUUACCCGGGCAACGGAAGCGGCACUAGACCGGAAGAAACGUGUACGGCACGCUGCACUGGACGUUCUUGCUGUGCUAGGACAAAUUAGCUCUCCUAAAUUAGUUCUAGACGUUGUCUGUGCCGCAGUGGGUACGCGCCCGGAGGGCAACCAUUUGAUCACUGCCGUCAAAGCACGCCUAGCUCGGAAACAGCUUCCAUUUAUUGGUCCGGACGACAGCGUGGAGUACGCGAUUAAGGUGCCAUCCAGUCGUAGCAGCACAGUUAUUAUGUUCGGAGCCGACGUCGACUGGAUUGAGGCAGGAAGUGGGUCAGCAUCACCCACCUUAAACGCACCUGGCCGACACAAAUAUCCUAGCUUCCAAGUUGAGAAAAGUUCCUUUGACGACACGAGGCAGAAACCGAGCUUUAAAGUGUUUGAAGAAAUCAAGCAAUCAAGCGAUUUAACAAAGCAUGUGACAAAUCCUGGAUGGAGUUCCAAAAUCCCCGUCUCAUACUCGGACAAUGUUACCCAUCAGGCUGCGUCCAAUACCUCACGACCUCUCCACAGCAACGGCCAGUCCAUCAGGCCGUAUACCGAGAUGUUGGAUGGCAAACAGUUGGAGCUAUAUCCUGGAAAAUUUGUUACCAGUACCAACCGUAAAAUAGAAGGUCUUUUUUCCGGCAUUCCACAAAUCGCCAAUGGCAAAAUUUCACGCAAUGGAACGUCAUCGUGCAGAUUUCCCGAAAUGGACCAAAAGGCGAUAGGCAAAUCCUUGGCCAUCAAAAAUAGCAAUCCUUACGAAAUAAAAAUACCUCGUUCGCGUGGUAAACUGCAUUCUCGUAACAGCGAUGGGUUCAUGAGUGAUACCAUCGCUAGUGCCAAUAAGCAGGUGAACAAUGACAUCCGACCUUCUACCGAUCCGAUGGUGGAAAACGAGGGCUUUAGACAAUCGAGAUGUGGAAUGCGGUUCUACAACCCCAACUUAAUGGGAAGCCAUAACAAACAGCAAACGAAUACGCAUGUGCAGAAGCAAGAUUUAGAUCAGCGUCCCAAUUUAUCACCGAGUAACAACUAUAACAACCAUCAUACUGCUGCCAGCAGCGGGACAAACAAUCGAAGCAACAGUGCGAGCCACGGCGGAACGAAGAAUUACUAUUGCGAGACAAAUGUAAGGGCCAGUAGUGGCACUGCACCUAGUACACCUCGUCGGUCCCGUUUUCUUGGAGAGAAUCAUUCAGUGCCUGUCAUUAACCAGGAGAGCUACAUCAUUCACCGAGACGAAAACUAUGAUAGUGACCAGGACGAACGGUCUAGUAAUGAUUCAACUUCUACCAGAAUCAUUUCCAACAGUAUUUUUAACUUCCGUGACCCAUCUCGUGUGACGAUCAAUGGAGAAGGACAGCAUCCUAUUGCUUCCGGUUCCGUAGAUCGGAACAGUCGACUUGCGCCGUCCGCGUCAAGGCCGCAAUCGGUUAAUUCACAUAAGGCCAUAGAUUCGGCGGUCCACCGACAAUCACAGUCGGAUGGACGACAUUCACGUGGUAGCAACAUUUCCUAUAGUAACACAUCCACCAAAAACAACUCCGCUGGAGACACCAUUUCGCUCAAGUCGAACCGUUCACUUACGGACAGGGAAGUCUCCAACGAACGUCGAGACGAUGGAUGGUACGAUGAAAGAGCUGCGACACCAAUCCACAGUGAAAUGGAUGGUAUCAGUUCGAACCAGAUUCAGUAUGAAUCCGAUUACGACGAGGAAGAUGAACAGGAUCGUAAGGUUGAUGCAGGUGUAAUUUUUAAGCCACCCUGCACACCAAAACGUUAUCCAACACCAAGUCCCCAUCCGUUGCAAGGAUCAUAUUCUACGGAAGAGCUGUCAACCAAUCGUAGUAGCUACAAUCGGCUUGAACAUGACGAAGGUGAAGAAGUUGAAUUAUCACAUAACAGAAGUCGCUUACAGUCGACCAGCAUGCGAAAUUUGCAGCAUCUCGAACCCCAAGAAGACUUGGAGGAAUCCGUCAUACCUUUGGCAUCGAAAAAGGUACACAAAAAGCCUUUUCUGGUUCGAAGGAGUAGCAAGAUCGCUCCAGUCAAAGAAGUAGUAUCCGGAGUGAAGGCAAAGAACAAGCUUAACGAAGUGAUAUUUCAAAAAACGCUGCGAAAAUUUGAAAAACCCAAAGAUGCCUUAAGCAAUUGCCUUGCGCAUUUGGAAAGCCCGAAUUGGGAGCAGAACAUCAGUGGGCUACAGUUCUUUGUUCGGCUCAUACGACACCAUCCGGAAGUCAUCGAUACACAGAUACAUCUGCUUUCAGUGGCGUUGGCCAAGCAAGUGCGUAACUUACGAUCGCAAGUUGCACGUGCUGCAUGCCAAGCAUCGGGAGAGUUUUUCUCUACUCAUCGACGUUGCCUUGAAGGAGAAGCGGAAGAUAUUGCCACUCAUCUGCUUCACCGUACGGCUGACACGAAUAAGUUCCUGAGAGCCGACGCAACACAGGCAUUAGAGUCGAUGUGCGAAAACGUGUCAGUUCCCAAGGUGGUCCAUAUCAUUGCAUUCAAAGGAGCCACUCAUCAAAAUGCAGUUGUCCGAACAACGGCUGCCAAAUUGCUAGAUAAGGUUGUGCAGCAGAUAUCUAGCGAGAAAGUGUAUACACUGCCGAAAGAAACCCGGGACAAGUUAAUACUAACUGGAGCUCAUCUGCUUCUCGAAGGGUCACUGGAGACUCGCAACUACACGAAGAACAUGUUCAAACAACUUUCCGAUCAUCCGAGUUACAGCAAAGUAUUAUUAGAAGUGAUACCUCCACGGACCUAUAGAAAUAUUGAGAAAUCACUGAACAGCAUUCGUCAAAUGCCCUGAAAUGCAAUCGACAUAAUCCUCAGAAAAUAAUGCACACACAGUUUAUC
Molecule: messenger RNA, 6482 nt
Organism: Anopheles nili
Lineage: Eukaryota; Metazoa; Arthropoda; Insecta; Diptera; Culicidae
Exons: 10
Coding region: 1-6435 (2144 amino acids)
Biological process (GO): microtubule cytoskeleton organization
Cellular component (GO): cytoplasmic microtubule; cilium
Molecular function (GO): microtubule binding
Source: RefSeq, a predicted model, not a curated record